CCUGAAAUAUACGUAUAGUCCGAGGGGUUAUGUGCAAACCGCGACAGGGGAAGAGGCGACCGGAAUAUCUCCCCCCUUCUUCCUCUUCUCCGGCGAGGCUCCGAUCCCGCGGGCCACGGCGGCCGGAGAUGGCGAGGAAGGGCGUGUCCUACGUGUCGGCGGAGCAGCUCGUGUCCAUGGCCCGCGACCCCCGCGUCGCCAUCGUCGACGUCAGGGAUGAGGAGAGGACCUGCGACGCGCACAUCGCCGGGUCGCACCACUUCGCCAGCGACGGCUUCGCAGAGCGGCUGCCGGAGCUCGCCGAGGCCACCAGGGGCAAGGAAACCCUCGUCUUCCACUGCGCCCUCAGCCAGGUGCGCGGUCCAUCUUGCGCACGAAUGUUUCUGGACUAUUUAUCAGAGGCCAAGGAAGAUUCAGGGGUAAAGAGCAUCACGGUCCUCGAACGUGGAUUUAAUGGAUGGGAGCUUUCAGGGAGACCUGUUUGCCGCUGCAAGGACGCUCCUUGCAAGGGUGUGUGCUCUUGAGUAUUUGAUGUCAAGAUGAUGCAUUUUUCAACUGUAGGGCAUGCUGCUCCGCACAUUACCAGAGUGAUCACUAUUUACAGACUAGCCAUUUGUAGGGGAUUAUAUCUAUGGCACAUUAGAAUGGCACGUGGACCAUCAAUGUGCUAUGUGGAUCUAUCUAUUGAAUAACAGUCAUUUUCAAUUUUUCAUGGCAUGUAAACUGGCAAACCUUAUUGGCAAGAAAAUGUUUUGCGAGCUGAAGUUCUAUUA
Molecule: messenger RNA, 773 nt
Organism: Brachypodium distachyon (stiff brome)
Lineage: Eukaryota; Viridiplantae; Streptophyta; Magnoliopsida; Poales; Poaceae
Product: arsenate reductase 2.2
Exons: 3
Coding region: 30-524 (164 amino acids)
Cellular component (GO): cytoplasm; nucleus
Molecular function (GO): protein tyrosine phosphatase activity
Source: RefSeq, a predicted model, not a curated record